AUGGAGAAAGGAAGAGCUCCAUCACCUGCAAGACAGCCCCCUACUUCAGGUUUCGAAAUUGUAGGGGAGGAAGUGCUGCUCGAGGAGCAGUCUUUCUCCUGGUACACCUCAGACACGUUUUGUCCCGUCAAUAUUGGUGAUAUCCUGCAAUCAAAAUAUCAAGUGAUUGGAAAGCUUGGGUAUGGGUCUGUGUCCACAGCCUGGCUCUGUCGAGAUCUCAUAAAUCAUGAAGACGUUACACUGAAGGCGUAUGUAUCUGCCCAUCGCCAAGCCAGAAACGAGUUCAAUGUCAUGAAUCACAUCAGCCAUUGGUCUAAGAGGAAAUCCGGUUCAAUUCUGGUCCGCACGAUGCGCGAGACGUUCCAAGUGCUGGGAAAGAAGGGACCUCAUCAGUGUCUUAUUCACGACCCUCUUGGCUUGACUGCGUCCCAGAUUCAGGAAAUGUUUGGCGGGAAAAUACCGGGGUCAAUGUUGAAAGCCAUGGUCCAUUAUCUUCUUCUCGCGCUUGAGUUUCUUCAUGCUGAAGCGCAUGUCGUUCACACCGACAUCCAAGGAGGCAAUCUAAUGUUAGGACUCAAGAACGACUCAGUUUUGCGGGAUUUUGAAGAUGAGGAAUGGGAGGAGCCUAGCGCACGGAAGUUCGAUGGUGACUAUGUCAUCUACGCUUCGAGGGAACUUGACAUUCCUGAUGAUACUGGACCUCUCAUACUGUGUGACUCUGGCGAUGCGCAUUACGGCGAAAACGAAUACGUUGGAGAGGUCAUGCCAGAUCUCUAUCGCGCGCCAGAGAUAGUUCUGGGAAUUCCAUGGAACGAGAAAAUAGAUAUCUGGAGUGUUGGGGUGAUGGCAAGUCACCGUUCCGCCUCAACGAGAAUAGCUUUCUUGCUUGCAUCAUUGCUAAUAUCUAUCCAGAUCUGGGAUCUUUUCGAAGGCAAGCGCCUAUUCACAGAAAGGCUUCCCAAUAGAGAGGAAUCAGAGGCGGCACAUCUGGCACGAAUGGUGGCACUACUUGGCCCACCACCUCCAGAUCUUCUGAAACGUGGAUCCAAGUCAGGGCGAUACUUUGAUGACAGAGGGAACUUCAUCGCCAAGACCAAGAUUCCUAUGGGCUCACUUGAAGACGAGGAAGAAAACCUGGGUGGGGAAAACCGGGCAAUAUUCAUUCGGUUCUUGAGGAAGAUGUUGCAGUGGAGACCCGAAGACAGAAAAACUGCAAGGGAAUUGUUGCAGGAUCCGUGGUUCAAGCAGCCGGAGUAG
Messenger RNA from Endocarpon pusillum Z07020, 1257 nucleotides. RefSeq lists its product as uncharacterized. The coding region runs from base 1 to 1257 and encodes 418 amino acids. Gene Ontology annotation, molecular function: ATP binding; protein kinase activity. NCBI's taxonomy places the organism in Eukaryota, Fungi, Ascomycota, Eurotiomycetes, Verrucariales, Verrucariaceae. Gene Ontology annotation, biological process: spliceosomal complex assembly; regulation of mRNA processing; protein phosphorylation. The transcript has 4 exons. The record is from RefSeq and is a predicted model, not a curated record.